UUGAGAAUUGAUUUUUGCAGGUUCAGCGCAGCUGUCGGUAAACCAGGACAAGCAAGGGAAGCUCGUGCAGCAGUCCGAUCUGCAAUCAGCACUAUAAAUCCAGUGAAGUCAAUAGUGAUGCCAAGUCAGCGAAGAAUUACGCCUUUCGUUGAUCACCAAUGUAUUGCAGAUGCGAAUUGGCUACUUACUCAGGAAGCUCUAUUCUUGUAUUCAUCACCUUAUCAAAUAGUCACAUUUAAUUAUGCUUGUUUCAGCGAUGCUUUCUCCAGUGUCAAUAAAGAAUCAGCUCUCGAACUAAAGCCACUCGUAUUUGAAUCCGACCUUGAGGUCGAAGAAGAAAAAACUUUUGCUAAACAGUCAGCCUCAGGAAAUAUUCAUGAAGGAUAUUUAUUGCUUAUACCUGAUCCAGGGCUUCUUGACAACUUUAAGAAUGUUAAGAAACGGUACUGCAUAUUAAAGCAUGAAAUCGAUGGUAAUGUCGUUUUAGAAAUACAAAAACAGGGAAUAAAAACUUGUUCUCCGUUCAUUAUUGAACGAGUAGUUCUAGGAACAAAGAAAGGAAGAGAUGUUCUUGAAGUAUUAGUGUUUGGUCAUGGUAUAGAACGACGAUCUAUAUUAUUAACUGCAGAUGUAGAUGGCGAUUUGCGACUGUGGUUCAUGGAGAUCAAUAAAGCGCUUAUAAUGAGUCGUCCUGGAAAUUCGAAAAUUUCGAUUCCUAAUUCAUCCACUAUUAGUCCUACUGACAGUGGAAGUUUAGAUUCAGAUGGUAAUUUGAGUGGUGAUAAUGCAUCAUUAAGCAGUGCAAUGAAGUUGUUGCUGUCGGAACCAUUUGAAAACAAAAGUAGUUUAUUUAUGCAGUAUAUACCUGACACGACCAAUGCAAAUGGAAGCAAGAUAGUUUUUCGUUUCACCGUAGAAUUCGUCAAGCUUAAUCUAAAAGUGCGAGUGUCUAAUACAGAAAAUAAACAAAUCGAGCCUUUUUUUAUACGAUUUUUUAUAUUCGAUGCUCGAGCUGGUCGACGUUUGUCAGAAGAAUUUCAUAUAAAUCCGAAUAGUGACGAAAUAAAUGCUUUGAUUAAAGGGCAUACAAAGAACAAUGGUAGUUCAGUGGAAAAAAGAGAUUUGAAGCAUGAUAUCAAUUACGGAAUAUUUCAGCAGCAGCUUGCUGACACAAAUAUCAAUAAGGUAGUUUUUUCUGUGGAGGAACCUCACGUCGAUAUUUAUUUAAUUAUUUGUAUUGAGCGAAUUUUAUCAUCUGAUUCUUAUGGCGAAGCAUAUAUGAAAACUGUUGGUGAAUUUAAGAGCACUUUGAAAUUGCAAAAAAUGCUUGUUCAAGCUUGUAAUAAAUUAUCGGAAUAUCGGAUGCCGUUUGCUUGGACUGCCAGAUCAAUUUAUCAAGACAUGCUUGGCUGUAAUACAAGAAUACCUGAUGAAUUGCAAUUAUUUCGCUCAGAUAAUAAUAAAUUUAAUGAAUCGGAUCUUCAAAAAAUUUUGAUUGAUUUCACACGUUAUUCAAGUAGAGUGGUCAGUGUGAAAUGGUACUUUUACUUCAGAAAUGAGAAAUCUGGAAAGCUUUCAAUAAUUCCUGGUUCAAGUAUAACUGCGAAAAUGGAAAUUUCUUCAAAAAUUAUUGAACAUCAAAUGCAGAUCAAUUCAACUUCUAUGCCUUCAAGUUCGUGGAACAUGGCAUCGGAUUCGUCGUUAUCGGCUUGUUUCGAAGCUCAAUCUUUUAAUAAUUUUGGUGCUGAACCACAUACAAAUUUCAUCAAUAAUCUUUAUGUUUAUCCCCUCAUGCUGAAAUAUGAUAACCAAAAAGUUUUUAAUAAAGCUCGCAAUAUUGCUUGCAGUAUUCGUUUUGUUUCUUUCGAAGGUCAAAAUGAGAAGAUAUCUGAGGUAAUUUAUAACCGUUUUGUUUUUCCUGUUUCUUUUGUAAGAGUUGCACAUACCGCAAUACACUAUCAUGAACAAUGCCCUUUAUUUAGUGACGAAAUUAAAAUUCGCUUACCAGUUACACUUCAGCCAACUGAUCAUUUGCUUUUUACUUUCACUCAUGUAUCUGUUGGUGGUUCACUAUCUUUAAAAUCCGCAAAUGAGACAAUUGAAAGUGCUAUCGGAUAUGCAUGGUUGCCUCUUGUGAAAGGUGAUCGUUUAGUUAUCGAAAGUGAUGAACAGGAAGUAGCUCUUCCUGUCGCAUCUGAAUUACCAAAGGACUAUAUCAGUUACCAAUCACUGGGACUGGGAAAAGGACAUUCUGGUCCUGAUAUUCGCUGGGUCGAUGGUGGUAAACCUCUUUUUCGAAUACGUCUGCGCCUUAUCUCUUCUGUUUUUACUUCCGAACCAAAUUUGCAAAUGUUCUUUCAAAGUUGUCAGAGAUUACAACGAGCUGGAGUCAUCCCUGAUGCUGUAGAUAAAAUAUUUUAUCGGGCUGCACGAAAUGAAAGUUUAUCUUCUUCUGCUCCACCGAGUAUUGAUGAUAAUGAAGAUAAGAUCGAAAAAUGUUGUCAACAUAUUACUCGAAAGGCUGAGUUGUUACGCUUUAAUAUUGGUGUUCUAAAAAUAUUCUUUCAUGCACUACUGGAUAUUGAAAUUAACAGAUUAAUUCCAUAUCUUCCAUUGAUUUUGAAUCGGUUACUUUUAUUAUUAUGUGUUUCCGUCUCGGAAAAUAUGGCGCAUGGUUGUCUCAGAGUGAGAUAUUCUGAAGUUCCAUGGUUAAAGCUCAGGCCAAUCCUAAAUAUAACAUUUGCUUUCGCCAUUUGGCGUCAAUUUUUUAUUUCAGAAAUGUCAUAUCGAAUUAUUUCAGCUUUUUUUUUCAGUACAUUAGUCGGUAUAAUUGACAGAGCUACGAAGACAGGAAAAGAAAUAUUUCUUCGAUCGUUUAUUCGCAAUACGUUUCAGCCAAUAUCCGUAAAAACUAGAACAAGUCCUGAAGACGAGACGACACAUUCAUCAGUUGGAAAAUAUUUGCCCUCCUGGAUUAUCAAAUUUUCUGACGAUCUUGAUAUAUUAGCUCCAAUUUUGCGUCAUUUAUGGUUCUUUCUCGAUAUUUUUUCAAAAAGUAUGGCACAAAAGGUGUUGGAUUUGAACUUACACAAACUUCCGCGUAGAAGUCGUUUCUCGCCUGAAUUUCUCUAUCGUAGCAAAACUAUGGUUGAAGAAUUGUUUUCUUUAAUCAUUAGCAAGCAUCGAGAUAUUCCUCAAGAAUGUCGAAUCGCAAAUACUUCUAUUGCUUAUUUUCUACGAGUUCUUCGAGACUACAAAUUGGAAUUACUUCGAAUUUUGGCCGGACAUGAACACUGGUUGCCCCUCUCUCUUCCUGUAUUAUUGGAUGCUAAUGUGAAUUAUUCGGAUGAAUUUUUUUUGUCGGAAUUAUAUUGUCGUCAUCAUUUUCUCGUUGGUCUUUUGCUGCAAGAACUGAGAGCUUCUUUGCGAGAAUCCCGAGAGUAUCGUAGAAGAGUGAUUGAAGUUGUCACAAAACUUCUUGCCAAACAUGCUAGAGAUAAGCGAAAACUAAUUGGGAUGCUAUAUUUGCAUUCCAUCGACGGAAGUAAUGUAUUAAAAGCGAAAAGCGAACUUCGAAAAUUAUUUCAAAUUAUUUCUGGCUCUAGUGCUCAAGGAAAAAUUGCCAUCCUUUACCUACCUCUGUUGCACCUGGCGAUGGAGAAUCUUAAUGAACUGGAAUCUGUUUCGCAACAGUGCGAUCCUGUUGAAUCUUCUGUUGUUAAUGCUGUUUCGCGCAUCGGCGAAAGAGCGAGUUCUUUAACUGUUGAUUUCCGAAAUUCCAUUCGAAGUGAUUUUGAAUCAUUGUUUUCCGAACCAGCAAGAUCUAUGCAUCAGAGAAAUCAUUCAUAUCAUCCUUCAUCCCAACCAAUCAGUUGCGAAACGCAUAUUGCUGGUCUUGCCGAAAAAUUGGACAAGAAUGAAAAAAUGCAAAAAAAUGCAAAAAAAAUAGAGGGUAAACUUUAUAAAGUGAUAAACGAGAGUUAUAUUGAAAGAGAAACAAGUGAUAUACUUCUAUGUGUACUUUUUAUUUUGCAUAAUUUGCCUCGAAAAAUACUUCCACUAUUAUGGUCUCAUUUUGAAUCCAAAGGUUUGCUAUCGGAUUUCAUAAAUCUUCUUGAAGUCAUUCUAGCAACAUUUCGAUAUCGUGGAAAGACGGAUUUUUUGAAGUUUGCAAACAACAAGUUGUAUUUCUCCCAUGCUGGCAUUUCACCGGGAAGUGCAUCAAUUAGUCGCUGCGUCAUAAUGGAUCAAGCAUCGGUUGGAUCUUCGUCGUCAGAAGCCCAAAUAAUCGGAAGUCCCAGUAUCCAUAUCACGGAACCAGGCGAAGCCACUUUAUAUAGUUCUAUUCAAGAGUCGAAUUUAAUUCAGGAAAUAGCUCUUACAGUGCUGGAUAUUGUAAGGGAUUUGGCUGAAUACAUCUCGACUCGUCUGAACUUUCUGAUGGAUCCUGGUAUCGAAAAAACUAUUUCGAAAUUACUUUCAAUUCAGUUAUCAGUUCUUGGCGAUCACUGGACAGAGGCAGUGCGAUUAACUUCACUUUCCGUUUUAGCUGAUUUUAUUAAUCUAUUUCGUUCACAACUUUUCGAAAAUGGUUCAAUUAAUGAUUUAUCAGCUUUGAUUGAGGGAUUGCUCCUUCAACUUAAUAGUCGAUUUUCUACGAUUCAGAGCAGUUCAACUGCUUUAUUAUAUCUUGUGUUAAAGAAUGGAUAUGAUUGUGCUUCGCUGAUACUUGCUCGUCAAACGGUGGCUAAUAUGGUUCCUACUGAUAUCCGAAAUUCUGCUAUGAAAAACAUAUCCUUAAUAGAACGACUUGGUCCUCCAGGUUCUCAGACAAGUGUUGCCCUUUCUCGGUUAUUGGGGCGAAAAGUUCCUCUGGCAAAUAGUAUCCGUUUUGAAAAUGGUUUAGCGUUAUUAGAGUCCUAUGUAACAACCGAAAUGAAACCAAAAAUUUUCGAAAGAGCUGUUCAGGAAUUAAUUUAUCAAUUAAAAGGUAUAUUAUCAGCAACUGGUGCUUUAACUGAUAGCUAUCGCGGUUCGGCAGCUUUACGAAGUGCAUGGUUUGAAAGUCUGGCUAAUACGCAUAUUCGAGAACGGUUUUAUGCUGAAGCAGCUGCUUGUCAAGCACAUGUAGUUGCCAUUAUUGCUAAAGAAUUAUAUUUUAAUGGUAAUGUUAUGGCUACAUGGCAUAUUGUUUUUGCAGGUAUAAUUGAUGUUGAUUGGAAGUUAUUCGAAGCUAUAAGUGAGACGAUAACCAAGGACGAAAAAGUUUUUGAUAAACAUUCGGCAAUCAUUCAACAGGCCGGAUUUUGCUUGGUUUCAUUUGAUAAUUAUACAUCCACUAUUGAAAAAGUGGUCCGAUCAUUAUUUUUCGCUGAGCGAUACGAAGCGAUUGGGCCGAUCUAUCGACUUGCGAUACCUGUAUUUGAACAACAAAAUGAUUUCGAAUCUCUAGUCAAAGUUUAUACAGAAUUGCAAAAAGCAUACAGUUUAGCAGAACAGAUGAAAAUCACUGGAAAGCGGCAUCUUGGAACUUAUUUUAAAAUCUUUUUUUAUGGACAAAAUCAUUUCAAAGAAGAUCAUAAUACAGAAUGGAUUUAUCGAGAACCGGGUUUGAUAUCACUUGCGGAAGCAUAUGAACGAAUGAAAGAAAUGUAUUAUUUCGCAUUAGGCCAUGAAAGAAUUCAAAUUGUUGCUGAAGGCGAGUUGAAUAAGGAGGAUUUGAAGGAUGAUACAGCUUAUAUUCAAUUAACACAUGUUGAACCAUUUAAAGAUGGUGUUAAUCGAUCAGAUUUCGAUUUACAUACGAAUAUUCAAAAAUUUUUUUACGAAAUGAGUGUAAUUGACGAGCUAUAUCCAGAAGCUCCAGAAGUGGCUCGACAAGGCUUGAAGCUUGACUUACCUUUUCCGAAUGUUCGACGCCGAGCUCGCGUUAUUAAUCGGGCUGAAAUAGUAUUAUCACCGCUAGAAUUGGCUAGAGAUAAAUUGCUUUUCAAAGCGAAGCAAAUACGGCGGAUUUUGGAUUCAACAAAAUUUGUAGGGACAACGAAAAAAGGAAUUUCGGAAAAUUUGGAUAUAAAGGGAUUACAGUUGUUACUUCAAGGGGCUAUCCAACCAACUGUAAACAUCGGACCUCUUGCAUAUGCGGAAGCUUUCACUACACCAUCACAAAUUGAGCGUUAUGGAGAUGAUGGGAUAAAAAGUCUUGCAAAUGCAUUCAUUUGCCUUAUGAACGAAUGUGGUAAAGCCUUAGAUGCAAAUGAAGCAGCUAUUGGUGUUGACCAAGUGGAAUAUCAAAAUAUGUUGAAAAAUGCAUUUGCUGCAAUGGUAGAGCGCCUACAAGUAUUCUUUGGUAAAAAUGUAAAAAGCUCUUCAUUAACUGAGAAUAUAGUACGAAAUUCGGUUCAUAUUUUCGAUUCGAUUGGAGAUUUGAUCCUCAAUGCUUCGAAGAAACAAUUAUUCAGUCAACAAGAUAAUUCUAACAUAUGGGCAGUAUUAAGAAUGAAAUUCCAUAAUAUAUCCUUGAUGUUUUUAAUGAAUCGGGUUUUCCGUUUGUAUAUUUAA
Molecule: messenger RNA, 6561 nt
Organism: Dracunculus medinensis (Guinea worm)
Lineage: Eukaryota; Metazoa; Nematoda; Chromadorea; Rhabditida; Dracunculidae
Source: the annotation of a GenBank genome assembly